AUGGCCGCUGCAAACGCACCCAAAACGUCCUGGGCAGACGAUGUCGAUGAGUUCGAGACCCCUCCCAAGGGCGAGGACUACACAGAUGAGAACGGCAUCCGUACCACCGUGGAGUACACCAUUAAUGAUGACGGAAAGAAGAUCACGAGGAAGAUCAAGCGCGUACUCCAGAAGGCAGUGGUAGACCACAGCGUGGCUGAGCGGAAAACAUGGGCCAAGUUCGGGUUGGAGAAGGGGAGCAAGCCCGGCCCCGAUCGCGCAACGACGACCGUAGGAGAGAACGUCUACUUGAAACUGAGCGCGGGCAACAAGUCCUCUGAGCCGGAACAGUCUGCGGAGCAAUCCGUCAAGGCAAGCCUCGCGAAGGCGGGUGCUGGAAAGGUUGUCUGUCGGUUGUGUAAGGGCGACCAUUUCACCGCAAAAUGUCCCUACAAGGACUCCCUCUCUGGUCUCGACGGCACCGACACCCCUCCCGCCGGCGGAGACGACACCGGCGCGCCCGCCGAGUCUUCUGCGGCCGCCCCCGCUUCCAGCAUCGGCGGCAAGUACGUCCCCCCAUCAAUGCGCGGUGGCGGACGUGGACCCGGAGAAGCGAUGGGCCGCCCAGGCGGCAACCGAGACGACCUCCCGACCCUCCGUGUUACGAACAUCUCGGAAGACACGCAGGAGAACGACCUGCGCGACCUCUUCGGUGUGUUCGGGCGUGUCGCGCGUGUGUAUGUGGGUCGCGACCGCGAGACGGGCGCCGGCAAGGGCUUCGCAUUCGUCAGCUUCGAGGAGAAGUCGUCGGCGCAGAAGGCGAUGGAGAAGAUGCACGGUCGUGGGUACGACAACCUCAUCCUGAGCGUCCAGUGGUCACAACCAAGGGAGCAGCGGUAG
Trametes versicolor FP-101664 SS1 is the source of this 879-nucleotide messenger RNA. Its product is annotated as translation initiation factor 3 RNA-binding subunit. Lineage: Eukaryota; Fungi; Basidiomycota; Agaricomycetes; Polyporales; Polyporaceae. The transcript is spliced from 7 exons. Gene Ontology annotation, molecular function: RNA binding; translation initiation factor activity. The record is from RefSeq and is a predicted model, not a curated record. Gene Ontology annotation, cellular component: cytoplasm; eukaryotic translation initiation factor 3 complex. Bases 1 to 879 code for a protein of 292 amino acids.